Molecule: messenger RNA, 592 nt
Organism: Amoebophrya sp. A25
Lineage: Eukaryota; Dinophyceae; Syndiniales; Amoebophryaceae
Source: the annotation of a GenBank genome assembly
AGAUCUUAUACUAGUUCGUGCAUCAAGUUUUGAAAUUGAAAAAACAAGACCGACCAUGGGGCCACCACUCCCCAGCGCCGAGCGGUGCGCAUUUGUGGAGUACGGGGCUAUCUAGCCCGAGUGUUUUUAGCCUUGUGAAGAAGAGACCUGGCUGGAGCGAGCAAGUGAGAGCGCGUUGUAGUCUAGUCCCGUUUUCUGCUGUGUGAGAUCAUACAAACGUACGAGCGGGCGAGCGUUCGCAAUCUGUCGGUUUAUGGGUUGGGUGGAUGGUAGGAUGGGUUGUCGGUAGUUUUCUAUCGGUUGUCUGGUUGUAUUUUCUGUCUGAGUGGGUCGCAGUCCUUCAUAUGCCUAGAAUUCUGUGGAGUGCGGUGGUCGGUUUGGGAUGUUUCUUGGGUCUUCUGUGGCAUCACGGGUGGUUAUGGUUGGGUGGUUAGAUAGGGUUGUGGCGUCAAGGGCUAGUUGUGUGUUCUGUGUUGGGGGGGGUGUGUCUUGUGUGUGUUCACUGUGUUCUGUUGUUGGGGGGGGGUGUCUUGUGUGUGUUCUGCUGUUGGGGGGGUGUCUUGUGUGUGUUCUGUUCUUGGGGGUCCUGUGU